UUUUAUUUAAAAGCGCUAUAAUGAAUAAAUGUUUCCAAUUUUUUAUUAAUAAAUAAUGAGUACUAAUAGUUUUAAUACUCAAAGGUUUUAAUAAUGUCGAAACUACGUCACCUGUUUAAUACAUCGUACUGCCGGUAUAGUAUCCAGCAAGCAAAGAAAAAGUUGCCCAUAAUAUCUUGCAAACGACCCGAGUUUAAUCAUUACGAGGGCCAAACGUAUAGUAAAUUCGAUGGAAUUAAAUUAGCGUCCAAAGGUUGGAUGAGUGCUAAAUCAAAGAAUGAUUAUUUUACUAUCUACUAUGAUGUUAAUAAAAAGGAACAACAACCAGUAUACAGAAAGAGUUUCGAAGAAAUCGGCAUUUGUAAUGAGCUAAGUGAGAUUAUGUUGGCUCAAGGAUUUGAAUUACCAACUUUAAUACAGACAAAAGCCAUUCCAUCUAUUCUUCAAGGAUAUAAUUCAGUGAUAACAGCGGAAACCGGUUGUGGAAAAACACUGGGUUACUUGUUGCCGAUUUUCCAGCAUAUUUUAGAAUGGAAACCUCAUAUGAAGGAGGAAUUCAACAGUCCUCUAGCUGUUGUAUUAACUCCUAGUAGAGAAUUAGCAAGUCAAAUAGGCCAGGUUGCGGAGAGCAUAGCACAGAACAUCAAUAUCAAUGUCACAACUUUAAUCGGAGGAAAAACUAAGCAAAAAAUACUGAAUCCUCCAAUAGAGUACUCUGACAUCUUGGUCACAACUCUGGGUGCAUACAGCAAGUUGGUAACAACUGGUAUUUACAAGGUGCAUAAUGUACAUCAUGUGGUACUUGAUGAAGCAGACACAUUACUUGAUGAUACUUUUAUUGGGAAAGUCGAGAAUUUGUUGAAGAAAUUCGGGAUCCAUUACAAAGUUCAAGUACAAGUUCCGCCAGUUGGAUGUCAGUUGACCCUAGUGAGUGCUACCAUGCCCCAUGAGCUGCCGGAGUCCGUCAACUCAUUUGUAGAACCCCAGUCCUUGAGGACAAUAUCAACAACUAAUAUACACAAGUUACUGCCUCAUGUGCCACAAAAAUUCAUUCGUCUGGGUAAAGCACAGAAACCUGUAGAGUUGUUGAAAUUAGUACAAGCUGAUGUGAACCAAAAAAGACCUGUUAUGAUUUUUUCGAACAAAACAUCGACAUGUGAUUUUGUCUCAAUGUUUUUAAACGAAAAUAACAUAGAAUGUGUCAAUAUUAAUGGACAAAUGGCAGUUCCGUUGAAACAAGGAAAGUUUGAAUUAUUUAACAAUGGAUCAGUUAAUGUACUAUCUUGUACAGAUAUUGCUUCACGUGGAUUGGAUACAAUACGGACUCGUCAUAUAAUUAAUUACGAUUUCCCUUUAUACAUUGCUGAUUACAUUCACCGUUGUGGUCGGACCGGACGUAUCGGUUCCGCGAACGAUUGUGCGGUCACAAACUUUGUCGCCUGGCCGAGGGAGAUUAACGUAGUCCAGAAAAUAGAGACCUCUGUAAGGAAGGGUAAUGACUUACCCAACGUCAACGCGAACAUACGAAGACAGAUAGAAGAUAGGAUAGCUAGGAUGACUGGAGUUGGGAUUUAACACUUUGGAUGCCAUAUUUUUUAAUAAAGUAGGGUCUGGCAGUGUACAUGUUAAAAUAGAUGUAAGAAUAGAUUUUUUUGUAAUUGUUAACAAUUUAAGUGUUAAUAAAAUUUAAAUAGA
This is a messenger RNA of Papilio polytes (common Mormon), 1695 nucleotides long. RefSeq names its product probable ATP-dependent RNA helicase DDX28 (gene Dbp21E2). Gene Ontology annotation, molecular function: nucleic acid binding; ATP binding; RNA helicase activity. The transcript is spliced from 5 exons. The coding region runs from base 94 to 1575 and encodes 493 amino acids. NCBI's taxonomy places the organism in Eukaryota, Metazoa, Arthropoda, Insecta, Lepidoptera, Papilionidae. The record is from RefSeq and is a predicted model, not a curated record.